GACCUCAACCAGAGCGGUUUAGCGCUUGUUGCCUCAGCCCCCAGCUGCGAUCCUACUGGAGCCGGUCACCAUUCACACAACGUGCUGCCCUGCGCCCGCAACCAUGUGCCGCACACUGACUGCCUUCCCCACCACCUGCCUGGAGAGAGCCAAAGAGUUCAAAACACGUCUGGGGAUCUUUCUUCACAAAUCAGAGCUGGGCUCUGAUGCUGGCAAUGUUGGCAAGUUUGAGCGGGGCAGUAAACACAGCAAAGAAGGAUGUGUCUCAGAAGAUGUGCUGAAGUGGAGAGAGUCCUUCGACUCACUGCUGAGCAGUAAAAAGGGAGUGGCUGCCUUCCACGGCUUCCUGAAGACGGAAUUUAGUGAGGAGAAUCUAGAGUUCUGGUUGGCCUGUGAGGAGUUCAAGAAGAUCCGAUCACCUGCCAAACUGGCCUCCAGGGCUCACCGCAUCUUUGAUGAGUUCAUUUGCAGUGAAGCCCCUAAAGAGGUGAACAUAGACCAUGAGACUCGGGAGCUGACAAGGACGAAUCUGCAGGCGGUCACAGCCAUGUGCUUUGAUGCAGCACAGGGGAAGACGCGCACCCUCAUGGAGAAGGACUCCUAUCAACGCUUCCUGAAGUCACCUGCCUACCGGGACCUGGCUGCACAAGCCACUGCCACCUCCACCUCUUCAUCCAGCUGCAGCCCGGCUGAGCCUUCACACACAUGAGCCUCCAGGGCAGUGAGGAAAUCAGUGGGAAGAGAGGUGGAGUCACCUAUCCCUGAGGCGGCUGCCCCUGUAGGGGAGAAAGGCUCUGCUCAGCAAGUACAAGAGGACAGUGGAAGGGGAGUGGUCCAGCAGCCUGUGGGGAGGAAUACUUGUUCCUCCAGAUACUGUGGGUUGGGUGCCAUGUGUGAGAAUGCCCCCUACAUUCAGGAGCUGUGGCUAAGGGCUCUCUGGGGAAAAACAGGAGGGUGUAGCAAUUAGCUCUGGCUCUCAUCCUUCCCAUUGGAGCAAGGACAGAUUCCAGGGUGCCUAAGGAAAUUUGAAAAGGAGAGUUGCCUAUGGAUUGGUUGAGUUUGAUCACAUCUUGCUUUCCAAAUUUCCUUAAUUGGCCCAGAAGGAGCCCAGGGUGUGGAAUCUUCCUGUUUGGCCCCGCUCACCUGUCCCUGUCCCUGUCCCAGGUCACCCCAGGGCACCUUGGCUUCUGCUUCUUAAUGCUACCCUGUGUCCCUUCUUACAGUCUUUUCAAGGUCAGCUAGUCCUUGUGACUCUUGCCCAGAAUGACAUUUAUAUACCUCAAAGACUGGCCAUGAACCCUGAAAAGGGACCAACUUGCACAAGUGAAUGCAGCCUGGUGCUCUCGGUGGCCUCAUGCAUAUGGCCGCAGCCCCACGUGUGCAGCAGUUCCACCCGUGAGUGGACCCUUGGAGGGCCUCUCUGAGAUCUCUGAGCCCUUGGAGAUGAGGCCCAGGAGGAGGAAGGUGGAGGCCUCAGGGGCAGUGGGGAAUGAGGGAGAAAGGGAUCAUAAGAAAAUCUUUUGGCAGUGCCUGACAGUCCUACAGAAAACAAGCCAGUAUUUUCUUCACGCAUGAGAAGGGAUAAAGAGAUGCCCUAGGAUGGAAGGAAGGGGGGCCUUGAGUUUCUUUCCUGUGAGCGUGAAAUGUACACUGGAGUGUUGGGAGGCAUGGAUCAGGGAGCAUGAUGGCCCAGGAGCAGAAGGUAAGGCUGGACUAAAGCUGGGGAGCAGGGCUGCUUGGAAGGAGGAGGCUGGGAAAGUCAGAAGUGGCUGCCACCUCAGGCCUCACCCAACUUCUGCUUCAGAGCUGCUUCAGCCUCUGCUUCAGAGCCACGGGAGAGAUGAAUCCACCUGGACAUCCCCCUCUUGCCCCAGGAUAGCCAACACUGCCCUCUGUGCACUUGAACUCCUCUAGGAGAAAAUUAUUUAAUUAUAAUGUGUUUGCAGUAUGCUGAUUUUUUGUUACUGUUGUUGUUGUUAUUUAUUAUCAUGCUUCAGUUUCUCCACUGGGGAAUCUCAGCAGGACUUGCCUCCUGACUGUCCCUUCCCUCCACCAGACUCUACCUCUGAAUGUGUAGGGAGCCACUCGGGGCCUGUCAGGAACACAUCACUGUUUAAAUAUUUAUUUAUUGUUGACCAAGGGAACUGGAUUCCUUAAUGCGAGUGAUGUAUGCAAUCUCGGUCAGCAUGUUAUAUUCUUAUAAAA
Messenger RNA from Heterocephalus glaber (naked mole-rat), 2205 nucleotides. It is a transcript of the gene Rgs16, whose product is annotated as regulator of G protein signaling 16. Lineage: Eukaryota; Metazoa; Chordata; Mammalia; Rodentia; Bathyergidae. The record is from RefSeq and is a predicted model, not a curated record.